Messenger RNA from Stegodyphus dumicola, 1715 nucleotides. Its product is annotated as prolactin-releasing peptide receptor-like. Gene Ontology annotation, biological process: G protein-coupled receptor signaling pathway. Gene Ontology annotation, cellular component: plasma membrane; neuron projection. The record is from RefSeq and is a predicted model, not a curated record. Gene Ontology annotation, molecular function: neuropeptide Y receptor activity; neuropeptide binding. NCBI's taxonomy places the organism in Eukaryota, Metazoa, Arthropoda, Arachnida, Araneae, Eresidae.
UGCAGGUUCUCCAUACUGAUUUAGAAUGAUAUGCUGAUGUUUGGAUUAAUAACCAGAAAGUGCUUGAAUUAAAGAUAUAUAAGUAGAAGAAGGAUAAUCGUUCCUUAAAUUAGAUGUUUAAAUGAAAGUUAUGUUCUAAGAAGCGGAAGAAUAAGAAGAUUUCAAUGAAGUAAUCAAGGAAGAAAAAUUACUAAAAUGAGUAAUCACGUAAAUUUAUAAUACAAUAAAAGAUGUCCAUCCACAUUGCAAACGGCUUCCAUGUCAGUAAUUACGCUGCUUUGGCUGUUCUUAUGCAGAACUUUUCUCUGGACUGGCAGAAUUUGACACAUAACAGUUCAGUUUUUCAAGACGAGUAUUAUGACCAAGCAGAUAUAUUCACUAGCCUUCCAGGACUCAAAGCUAUAUUCUACGCACUUUACAUCAUUAUCUUUUUCCUUGGAAUUUGCGGAAACGUCUUGGUGUGUUACGUAGUUUUUCGCAACAAAUCGAUGCAAACAGUAACCAACUUCUUCAUCACCAACUUGGCUCUAUCGGAUAUCUUAUUGUGCACUUUUGCAGUCCCAUUUACUCCUCUCUACAUGUUUUUGAGGCAAUGGGUUUUUGGUGAAAUUUUAUGCCAUUUAGUACCGUAUGCUCAAGGCGUGAGUGUUUAUAUAUCAGCUUUUACCCUUAUGUCUAUUGCUAUUGAUAGAUUUUUUGUUAUCAUCUACCCAUUCAAGCCAAGGCUGCAGGUUAAAUAUUGCUACUUGAUUAUUAUAUUGGUGUGGUUACUAGCAGGACUGCUCACACUGCCAUAUGGUAUCUUCAUGGAUCUUAUUCCUACUGAGAAAGGUCUCUACUGUGACGAAGUCUGGCCGUACGAGUCUAGCAGGAAAGCUUUUGGAUUCUCAACUUCCAUCUUGCAGUUCGUCAUCCCCUUCUUCAUUAUCACUUUCUGCUACAUGAAAGUUUGCAUUAAGCUGAAAAAUCGUGCAAGGACCAAACCAGGGACCAAAUCAGUGAAAAAAGAAGAAAUGGAGAGGGAGCGCACACGCCGCACUAAUAGAAUGCUCAUCACGAUGGUCGUUAUCUUCGGUGCCUCGUGGCUUCCCAUCAACAUCUACAACUUGAUCAUAGAUUUCUACAUUCCAGCAGCAUCCUGGACAUUCUUGAACGUCAUCUUCUUCCUCUCUCAUGCAGCAGCCAUGAGCUCGACCUGCUACAACCCGUUUUUGUACGCCUGGCUGAAUGAGAAUUUUCGGAAGGAAUUCAUGAUCGUUCUUCCCUGCUUUAAUUCGGAUGCUUCUGUUCCUAAUGCUUCAACUAGACGAGGAGUUAGCGGGAAGACAGAUAAACCCUGCAAUGGUCAUGAAAAUAUGACUCUUUUGCCUAUGAAGGAUAUAACCAACAAAGAUAGGAAAUUACAGAAAGAUAGAAUCGGAGCCAUAAAAAAUAACACAUCUGUGACUGACACUGUCAGGAUAAAUGUGACGAGCAAUGAUCUGGAUCCAAUUUAAUUACGAAAUGUAGAAUUUCUGCUAUUAGUUGUGUUGCGCAUAUUAUAAAUGAUGCUAAAUUUAAUGUCAUAAAAUGUAACUGAGCUUAUCCAAAAUCAAAUCAGAAAUCAUUUUACUGAUAUGUGGAAAGCCAUUUUUUAAAUUUCUUUUUUAAUAUUGGCUGAAAUCAUGGAAAUAGUAUCUUUACAGAGGGAGUAACAGUUGACUAAGUAGAGCAUU